GAUAAAAAUGGAGGCCCAAAAAAGGAUGAGUGCUUCUGAUCAUCUAGUUGAUGACAAGAACGAUGGAGGGUUUCUUCCAGGGUUUCGAUUCCAUCCUACAGAUGAAGAGCUUGUCGGAUUUUAUCUUCCAAGGAAGGUGGAGAAGAAGCUUAUUAAUCUUGACCUCAUCAAACAAAUUGAUAUAUACAAGCAUGACCCCUGGGAUCUUCCAAAAGUUGGUAGCGCUAAUGGAGAUCAGAAAGAGUUCUACUUCUUCUGCAGAAGAGGAAAAAAGUACAAGAACAGCAUAAGACCCAACAGGGUGACAAGAUCUGGCUUUUGGAAAGCCACAGGAAUCGACAAGCCAAUAUAUUCUCAUGUUGAAGGAAGUGCUCAGGAAUGCAUUGGUCUGAAGAAGUCAUUAGUUUAUUACAGAGGAAAAGCUGGUAAAGGUGGCACUAAAACUGAUUGGAUGAUGCAUGAGUUCCGUCUCCCAGCCAGCAAAAGCACCAACCUUAUAACUAACCCAAAGAACUCUACCCAAGAAGCUGAAGUUUGGACACUUUGUCGGAUUUUUAAGCGAGAUGUUUCUAACAAAAAGCAUGCUUCAGAGUGGCAAAAGAACAACCCUAAACGAAAUCUGGGUUAUUCGAGCUCAAUAACAUGCAGUUCUGAGUCCAACAACAUUACAGGCGAGUCAAAUUCGAGCUUUGGAGCUUUGGCUGCUGAGAUUGGAAAUAAGGGGAGACCCAUGAUCAGUAGUAGUACUGAUGAUCAUCCUAUGGACGAAAAGAACAAUAUGUCAUUUGCACGACAGCGGAUCUUGACAGGUCAGGUUCCGUAUAAUAUGGCAUCAUGUUUAAGCGUCACGAACCCAAACGAUGAAGAUCAUCGCGAAAUAUCAUGUAAAGAGGGAAACUGGGAUGAGCUGAUGCCAGUUGUUGAGUUUGCUAUUAACCCAUCACUGCUAUACAGUUUUAGGUAGAUCAAGGUACAACAUAUAUACAUAUACAUAUACAUAUAUAUAUGUAUGUAUGUAUGUAUGCAUGUAUAUAGGUCAUGAUCUCUUAAUUUAUAUAACCGUUUUGAGGGUUAAUUACAAGUAGAAAACAAUUAAGUAAUGCAAUAUAUAAUAUUUAGGGAUUGCAGCAACGGUACUACUUUAUUGCAUCCUAAUGAUGUUUUAUGAGUUAGCAUUAUAACUGACUUGUGCUGUAUCCAUUAUAAUUAGAACUAGUAAAUAAAGAUCAAUGGGUGCGGAUCUGCCUGUUCUUAAUUCCCAUUUU
Carya illinoinensis is the source of this 1265-nucleotide messenger RNA. Its product is annotated as transcription factor JUNGBRUNNEN 1-like. The transcript has 3 exons. Gene Ontology annotation, biological process: regulation of DNA-templated transcription. The coding region runs from base 8 to 964 and encodes 318 amino acids. The record is from RefSeq and is a predicted model, not a curated record. Lineage: Eukaryota; Viridiplantae; Streptophyta; Magnoliopsida; Fagales; Juglandaceae. Gene Ontology annotation, molecular function: DNA binding.